Nycticebus coucang (slow loris) is the source of this 4486-nucleotide messenger RNA. RefSeq names its product NPL4 homolog, ubiquitin recognition factor (gene NPLOC4). Gene Ontology annotation, molecular function: ubiquitin protein ligase binding; ubiquitin binding. The record is from RefSeq and is a predicted model, not a curated record. The transcript has 17 exons. NCBI's taxonomy places the organism in Eukaryota, Metazoa, Chordata, Mammalia, Primates, Lorisidae. Gene Ontology annotation, cellular component: nucleus. Gene Ontology annotation, biological process: ubiquitin-dependent protein catabolic process. Bases 210 to 2039 code for a protein of 609 amino acids.
AACCUGAUUUCCGGGUUGCGCGUACGGGGGAAUGUGUUGAGCGCUGCACCCGGACGUCGGCGGCUGGCUGAGCCGGGCGGGCGAAGCUGGAGCGGCGGUGGCGGCGGCGGGGGGAGGCCGCGGCUGAGGCCGGGGCCGGGGCUGCGAGGCCCUUGGGGCGGCAGGCGGUGGCAGCCCGGGGCUUGAGUCCGGAGGCAGGAGCGGUCGCCAUGGCCGAGAGCAUCAUAAUUCGUGUCCAGUCUCCGGAUGGAGUGAAGCGGAUCACAACAACAAAGAGAGAAACAGCUGCAACAUUUUUAAAAAAGGUCGCAAAGGAGUUUGGCUUCCAAAAUAAUGGCUUCUCAGUUUACAUCAAUAGAAACAAGACUGGAGAGAUAACAGCAUCAUCCAACAAAUCCCUCAACUUGCUAAAAAUCAAGCAUGGCGAUUUGUUGUUCCUGUUUCCCUCAAGUAUUGCUGGGCCCUCAUCUGAAAUGGAGACAUCGGCCCCACAGCAGGGGGUGAAGGCCUUUGGUGCUCUCAAUGUGGUAGAAGAUGAGAUCGAUCAGUACCUCAGCAAACAGGAUGGGAAGAUUUACAGAAGCCGUGACCCACAGCUAUGCCGCCAUGGCCCUUUGGGGAAAUGUGUGCAUUGUGUCCCGCUAGAGCCAUUCGACGAAGACUACCUAAACCACCUUGAACCUCCCGUGAAGCAUAUGUCCUUCCAUGCCUACAUCCGCAAGCUGACUGGCGGGGCCGACAAGGGAAAGUUUGUUGCCUUGGAGAACAUCAGUUGCAAGAUUAAAUCAGGGUGUGAGGGACACCUUCCGUGGCCCAACGGCAUCUGUACCAAGUGCCAGCCGAGUGCUAUCACACUGAAUAGACAGAAAUACAGGCACGUGGACAAUAUCAUGUUUGAGAACCACACAGUAGCUGACCGCUUCCUUGACUUCUGGAGAAAGACAGGGAACCAGCACUUCGGGUACUUGUAUGGUCGGUACACAGAGCACAAGGACAUCCCUCUUGGCAUCAGGGCAGAAGUGGCUGCGAUUUAUGAACCCCCUCAGAUUGGGACACAGAACAGCUUGGAGCUUCUCGAAGAUCCAAAAGCUGAAGUGGUCGAUGAAAUCGCUGCCAAACUUGGCCUGAGGAAGGUUGGCUGGAUAUUUACUGACCUCGUCUCAGAAGACACCCGAAAGGGUACAGUCCGGUACAGUCGGAAUAAGGACACCUACUUCCUGAGUUCAGAAGAGUGCAUCACUGCAGGGGACUUCCAGAACAAGCAUCCCAACAUUUGUCGUCUCUCUCCAGAUGGACAUUUUGGAUCCAAGUUUGUUACUGCAGUGGCUACAGGUGGUCCCGACAACCAGGUCCACUUUGAAGGGUACCAGGUGUCCAAUCAGUGCAUGGCCCUAGUCCGUGAUGAGUGUCUGCUGCCAUGCAAGGAUGCUCCAGAGCUCGGCUACGCCAAAGAGUCCAGCAGUGAGCAGUAUGUGCCUGAUGUGUUUUAUAAGGACAUAGACAAGUUUGGUAACGAGAUCACCCAACUGGCCCGGCCCCUGCCCGUGGAGUAUCUGAUCAUAGAUAUCACAACAACUUUCCCCAAGGAUCCAGUUCAUACUUUUUCUAUUUCGCAAAAUCCAUUUCCUAUUGAAAACCGGGAUGUGCUGGGUGAGACACAGGACUUCCAUAGUUUGGCCACCUAUUUGUCCCAGAAUACCUCGUCCAUGUUCUUGGAUACCAUCUCAGAUUUCCACCUCCUGCUGUUUCUAGUGACCAAUGAAGUCAUGCCCCUACAGGACAGCAUCAGCUUGCUUCUGGAGGCGGUAAAGACUAGAGAUGAAGAGCUUGCGCAGACGUGGAAGAGGUCUGAGCAGUGGGCCACCAUCGAGCAGCUCUGCAGCACAGUUGGAGUGCAGCUCCCAGGCCUCCAGGAGUAUGGAGCUGUUGGGGGCUCUGUGCACGUGGCCACUGCUGCCAUGUGGGCCUGUCAGCACUGCACCUUCAUGAACCAGCCAGGCACGGGCCACUGCGAGAUGUGCAGCCUCCCCAGGACCUAGGGCUCUAGCCCUUGCUGGGUGGGACUGGGCCCAGCCCAGCCCUCUGAAGCCAGGAGCGUGGUGCAACAUGUUGCCUGUGACAGCCCUGUAGUGGGCAGCCCUGAAGGGCAGGGGCUGGCUGCACUGGGUUUCUGACCCACUGAAGCUUCUCAGCACGUUUUUCCCUGGAGAGGGAGCCACAGCUGGUGUUGGUGUUCUGCAGGUCAAAUGAAUCUCCAAACUGGAAGUGCAGAGUGGUCCCCAGCCAAGAAUUCCCCACCUGCCUGGCCCAGUUGACAAGCCCCCGUGCUGUGUUAGGAGGACCUGCAUAUCUAAAUCGCCACCUGGAAUGAGGGGUGGGGCCUGCUACCACCACCCAGCUUUCUCCUUCCUUUCUGACGCUUUCUGACCUUGUCUCCCACCCUGUAUUGGUUGGUUGGGAGCGCUUAUUGCCUUUGUCCCCUGUUGCUCUGGGGCAGAGACCCUGCCUGUGAGGGCCACUUUUCCUCUCUGACAGCCAUUGCCUGGGGGAACACGAGUGGCAUUGCUGAGACCUGUGGGCUUCGGGUUACUUGGCCACCUGCCUUUUUCCUCCUAUGUCCGACAUCCAGCUGGGAUCUAAAGCCUGCGUUGGUUACAAUAACAGUUACCAGUAAUUCCUACCUGGAAGACUUUUAUUUAUUUAUUUUUUUAAGAUAAAACUGCACAGAAGGGGAGUGAGAGAGACUAGUUUCCACUUCCAUCCCUCCUCUAGUAAAGCCCCUUGAGGGUGUGUGGAGGGUGGGCAUGUGGACAGGGGCCCCACAGUCAGGUCUCCUGUGAAGUAAACCUCAGUGCCUGAGACUUUUCUACCAAGCCACACAUCUGUGACAUCUAUAGACAUUGCUGGCUGAACUCAAGGGAGGCGGGGUGGCAUGGUGGUUCUCACCUAGUGGGCGGCCCCUCCAUAUGGCCCGGGUGGGGAUAGCUUGGCAACCUGGGACCAGAUUUUCUGGUCCCCUCCCCACUUGCUGUUCUCUAUUCCAUUGCGCCACUUGGCCCCAGCCUUCUGGUACAGCCAUAUGGCCACCAGGACCGGCCUGGGUGAGGCUGUUAGGGGCUUGGCCUCUUGUGAGGGCCACUUAGGGCCUCUGUGCGGAUUGGACAGUUGACACUGUACAGACAGUGAGGUCCAGGCAAACUUGUGGUAGGAUCUUAUGUGUGUGCUCUGUGGCCUCCCAAAUCUCCUCCGUAGGGGGCUGCAGCUUGCCCCCACCAAGGGAGCUGUGGGCAUCUCAGUGCCGCUUUGCCUUAAAGAUAGUCGUGUCAGAGCUGCCCCAUGCCUUUGGGCAAGGCUGGCUCAGCCACAGACUGUGGUUGGAGACUUUUGUGUCCACCUGGGGGGGAAGCCUGUGUGACCCUCCCUCAUCCUUGGCACUGUGGACAGAGAGUGAUUGCCUCUUAUGUAACUAGGGCCAUGGCCAGCACCUCCAGGUCCACCUGGCUGGGGACACCAAGUGAAAGGCCCAGGCAGUUUGUCUGCUUUUGGUACCAAGGUCCAAUUGGGAUGGUCGGUUGCAGCACAGCUCUCCUGGGGGCAGGGCGGUGGGGAAGAUCUGAGCUGAGCGGACCCCAGCUUGUUGGCCUGCAGCUGUCAAGAAGGUGCUGAGGCUUCUGGGCCCAUGGUCAUCCUGGAAGCUGGGUGGCCUGGGCUCUCUGUGACCUCAGCAUGCCUGUUUGCCUGUUUCCCAGCCAUUCGUGCCCACACUUCUUCCCCUCCCACCCCCUCGCACAGGCUGGACAGCACAAACUUCUGGGGACCCUGCUGCAGCUUCCAAGCUGCUCUUCCACCCGCUCUGUCUCUGCCCCCCACGCUACUUUCCUUUCCGCCCACAGCAGUGUCCCCUUCCUGUGAAGUUUUGGCAUUCACAAAAUUUAUAUUUUCUUUUGUCUUUUAGUUAAAGAAAUAGUGUUGUGAUUUCUCUGCUUCUGGUUUUGAGUACUCUUUGUUCAGUAAUGCACUUUAUUUUAUUGUCCAAAGAGAGUCAGAGUUAAGCAUAAAGUCUGGGGGUGAGUCCUGCCCUGCCUGGGCUCUGGGAGGCUCAGCUUUCUCUUUUUCAGGGUGCAGGCCUCAGCCACACCUCCAGUUCUCUCUCCUGCCCUUGGUGUGGAUACACCCUCAAGCUACUAGGUACCAUGACCCAGUGAGGGUUGAGUGAGAGCAUACCUGCCCAGAUCAACACACAGCAGCUGCCAUGUCCCCUGGCGCCCACCCUGCCCCACCUCGGCUCACCUCUGAGCAGGUGCUCCUGGGACACAGCACUCCAGCUUACCUCUGAGCAGGUGCUCCCAGGAUACAGGUGCUCCUGCUUUAGCUCCAUCUUGGGCUGGCUGGUGUUCCCUGGCCGGGUUUGGACCAACUCUGCAGUGGAACCUAAUAAAGCGCCUGAAUCAACUGCCCUACUCCUGGCGUGUUGUUCCAUUAUCUG